Molecule: messenger RNA, 798 nt
Organism: Botrytis fragariae
Lineage: Eukaryota; Fungi; Ascomycota; Leotiomycetes; Helotiales; Sclerotiniaceae
Exons: 2
Coding region: 1-798 (265 amino acids)
Source: RefSeq, a predicted model, not a curated record
AUGCCUGGUCAUCAUCCACGCACAAUUACCUGGCCCUACAUCUGUGGGCGUGGGCGAACUGGAAGUUGUGUUAUUUCUAGGCAAGGAGCAUCCUCGCUUGAAAGCGUUGUACCACUAGUAACAACUAGUAAUACAAUAUAUCUUACUCCUCCUGAUAACACAACUCAAGUAGUCAUUAUUAACACCACACUCUCUUCUGCGGGUCAAACUCCCGAAGCAGCAUACAUCCCAUCUUCAGCAGCAAGGACGAUUCCGUCGCCUGUUUUACACAUUCCUGCAAUUACAACUGCAGUCAGGGCAACGGGGGAGGUAGUACUUAUAAACCCCAUGACAAUAUAUGGUUUUGAAUUUGCUAGUUAUAUCGUGAAAGACUAUUGUCAGACUCAAGAGCGUCAGGAGAAUCAGGAAGUCAGACGAACGUUGUCUCAAGCGUCUAGCCCAGCGGAGGAAAAGAAAUCUCUGAAGACAGCGGUACAGUCGACGUCGAGAGAACACUCGCGACACGCAUCGCCAGUACAGUCGUCACCACAGGCAUCACGCCCACCUAAAAGACGUACAUGUCAACGCCCGCCAAGUCCCCCAUUCGUCAGUGCCGUGGAGAGAACGAUAAUAGAGACAUUGGCGCCAAAGAAGAGAAAAAGGAAGUGGUGCCGAAGACAGGUGAAUACAGCAAAGAAGGGGCUUCAAAUAUUGGUCAAGAAGUUUCGAAAGACAGCCCCAGUGCAAUCGCCACUGCUAGAACUACUUUCAUCAUCGGCGCUAGCUCCAGCUCCAGCUCCAGCUCCGGGCCCAGCUUAG